UGUGAGCGACAGCGUAAACUUUUAAGAAGUAGGCGGAGGCGGUGCUGGCCAGUGAGGUGAGAGCCUGCGACGAUGAAGCUACAGAGAGGGGGGAUGCGACCACCAGUGACCAUUUACUUUCGUGCUCGGUUGCAGAGGAGAGGAGAGAGUGAUCGUGCCUUGUGAAGCUGGGAUCCGAGUGGGCACGCCGAACGGAAGACUUCGUCACACGGACAUGGAGCCCCACUUGAACGAUAUGUCAAUGAAACUGGUGAUGAAGAGACGAACAACAGGACUUCCUGAUGCUUUGCUGCAGGACAUGCUGAGAGGAAGGUUGCGAAUUCUAGAGAAUGACUGUGGAGAGGUCGUGACCCUCCUCAGUGAGCUUUCUGCCAGACUAUUGUCCAUAUAUAGUGACCAAGACUUGAUUGUAAUAACUUUUAAAACUUUUGAAGAAAUUUGGAAAUUUUCAACCUAUUACUCACUAGGUUUAAUUGAUCAUUGCAUGGAGAAUCUUUUGUUAGACCAGGGGUUUUGGCUGACUUCUCUUGGUGAAGAUGCCAUGAUUGAUGUUCAGAUAAGUGAAGAUUCUCUCAAAAUGAUGUGUAUGGGCCUUCUUUCACAGGAAGGGGUGUUUUUCAUAACAUGUCCACUUAGUCAUCAAAGGAGUGAUGAAAAUGACCUACAGCCUGAAAUGAAUGACCUAGUUGCUGCUGUUGACAAUUCGGAAAGAGGUUCCAUGUGGUUUGGAGAAUCACUAGUCAGUGGAAAGAAGGUUCCAAAGUCACAUGUGGAGGUCUUUGACCCUUUUCAUCAGUGGCUUUUCAGAAGUAACCAUGAAGAAAUUAUGACAAGUGAUGAGGCGGCUGAAUUUCCCUGUUCACUUGGAACUGGGUCCUGUGUGGCAGUGGUUAACUAUGAAGGCUUUGGACUUGAAGAGCUGAGUUUCAAGAUGGGUGACAGGAUAGUAAUCAUUGGUUUGCUCAGCACAAGCAUGCAGUGGUUUCUUGGUCAAAAUGAAGCAACUGCACAAACUGGAUUUGUAAAAAUAACUCACGUGAAACCGGAUAACUUUCUGACACUGGCAAAGGGUCCCCUGUUUGUUGAUGAAGCAGAAAAAUGUGUUUUUGAGAGCUGUGAAAAGUUCACUGAAGAAGAUUCCAUCAAAUUGCUCAAGCAACUGGCACAGACUGAUGUUGGUGUGGUUUAUCAAAUGGAUAAAAUGGAACUGAUGAAUUUCCAGGAGGAUCUAAAAGGCCAAGUACAAGUUACUCGGCUGCUCUGCUGGCUCUAUGGUUCAGUCCUGCCUAAUGAAGCACAGUGUAUUGUCUACAAUGAGUUUCUGCUUCAUCUUGCCCGCAAGUUGGCAAACAAGGAACUGGAGGGUCAUGUUCUACAAAACACCAGUCAACUUUACCUUAAAUUGGGAUCUGAAAGGGCAUUCAGCUCAGCCUUGGAGUACACCAAGCAAAGUCUUGGAAUCUUUAUUGAUCUGAAGAAAAAAGAGGAGGAAGCGUGUGCUUGGCUGCAGGCUGGGAAGAUAUAUUACAUUCUGGGAAAAUGUGAAUUGGUGGACCUGUACAUCCAGGUUGCCCAAGAUGUUGCUGCAAGCACAGAAAGAUUGGACAUUGCAAUGGAAAUCUCUGAAGCUGCUGGAGAUGUAUUCUUUAAUGGGCCACAAGACAGAGAGAAAGCCAUAACCUUCUAUAGGGAUCAAGCCCUUCCACUUGCUGUUAAAGUUGAAAACACAAAGGUGAAGCUCAGACUUUGUAACAAGCUGGCUGAACUUCUGCUGAAUGUGAGCAUCUAUUCGGAAGCCCUAACAUAUGCCCAAAUGGCUUUGACACUAAGUGUGGUCCUUGGAGAUGUACUCAAUGAACGUGUUGCUUAUCAUCGUUUGGCAUCAGUACAUCACUCCCUUGGUCAGUGUGAGAUGGCUGAACAUUUCUUUCUUAAGGCACUUUCACUUUGUUCCUACCCAGUGGAGUAUGACGAGGAAACUAUUUACUAUGUCCGAGUUUAUAUACAGCUUGGAGACAUGACUUUCUAUGAUCUGAAGGACCCUUUUGAUGCAGCGGGUUACUAUCAUUUAGCCCUCGCUGCAGCCAUGGAUUUGGGCAGUAAGAAGUCUCAACUAAAAAUCUGCACUAGACUUGCCACAAUCUACCACAAUUUUCUUGUGGAUCGGGAAAUGUCACUCUAUUACUAUCAGAAAGCAAGAAAAUUUGCUGCUGAACUUAAUAUUCGAAGGCUAAAUCUCUCUCCAGUUCAAUAUUACAAAACUACAACAGCGACGUCCUCAAAAUGA
Messenger RNA from Hypanus sabinus (Atlantic stingray), 2287 nucleotides. Its product is annotated as SH3 domain and tetratricopeptide repeat-containing protein 1-like. Gene Ontology annotation, molecular function: protein binding. Lineage: Eukaryota; Metazoa; Chordata; Chondrichthyes; Myliobatiformes; Dasyatidae. The transcript has 15 exons. Bases 215 to 2287 code for a protein of 690 amino acids. The record is from RefSeq and is a predicted model, not a curated record.